This is a messenger RNA of Labrus bergylta (ballan wrasse), 2740 nucleotides long. Its product is annotated as casein kinase II subunit alpha. The record is from RefSeq and is a predicted model, not a curated record. Gene Ontology annotation, molecular function: protein serine/threonine kinase activity; ATP binding. NCBI's taxonomy places the organism in Eukaryota, Metazoa, Chordata, Actinopteri, Labriformes, Labridae. Gene Ontology annotation, cellular component: protein kinase CK2 complex; nucleus; cytosol. Gene Ontology annotation, biological process: regulation of cell cycle; peptidyl-threonine phosphorylation; peptidyl-serine phosphorylation.
AUGUCAGGACCCGUGCCGAGCCGGGCCAGGGUGUACACCGAGGUCAACACUCACCGGCCGAGGGAGUACUGGGACUAUGAGUCCCACGUGGUUGAGUGGGGAAACCAGGACGACUUUCAGUUGGUGCGGAAGCUAGGACGCGGCAAGUACAGUGAAGUCUUUGAGGCCAUCAACAUCACAAAUAAUGAGAAGGUGGUGGUGAAGAUACUCAAGCCUGUGAAGAAAAAGAAGAUCAAGCGCGAGAUCAAGAUUUUGGAAAACCUACGCGGAGGUCCCAACAUUAUCUCCCUCAUCGAUAUCGUGAAAGACCCCGUUUCCCGGACGCCCGCCUUGGUCUUUGAACAUGUUAACAACACAGACUUCAAGCAACUGUACCAGACCCUGACAGAUUAUGACAUCCGGUUCUACAUGUACGAAAUCCUCAAGGCCCUGGACUACUGCCACAGUAUGGGAAUCAUGCACAGAGAUGUGAAACCACAUAAUGUGAUGAUUGAUCAUGAACACCGUAAGUUGCGUCUUAUUGACUGGGGUCUGGCCGAGUUUUACCACCCGGGACAGGAGUACAACGUCAGAGUCGCCUCCCGCUACUUCAAAGGACCCGAGCUCCUGGUGGACUAUCAGAUGUAUGACUACAGUCUGGAUAUGUGGAGCUUGGGCUGUAUGUUGGCCAGUAUGAUCUUCAGGAAGGAGCCCUUCUUCCAUGGCCAUGACAACUAUGACCAGUUGGUGAGAAUAGCAAAAGUUCUGGGGACUGAAGACCUUUACGACUACAUUGACAAGUACAACAUUGAGCUGGAACCUCGCUUCAAUGACAUUCUCGGAAGGCAUUCUCGUAAGCGGUGGGAGCGGUUCGUCCACAGUGAGAACCAGCACCUGGUCAGCCCAGAGGCUCUGGAUUUCCUGGACAAGUUGCUGCGUUACGACCACCAGGCUCGGCUGACCGCACGCGAGGCCAUGGAUCACCCGUACUUCUUCCCCAUCGUGAAAGAUCAGUCUCGUGUGGCCGGAUCAGCCAACCUGCCCAGCGGGAACCCAGCUGUUAGCUCAGCUAGCAUGAUCACUGGUGAGAACAUGCACGCCAUGAAGUGAUCAAACUGUCCUGCAGCCUUGAUAAGAAAUGUAUCUCUGCCUUGCCAGCCUCCACUGCCCUGGGUCCCCUCACUGGCUCGCCAGUCCUGUCUGCUGCCACCAACGCCCUGAGCACCCCGGUGCCCGCUGCCGUUGGUGCCCCACAGUGACACUCCACCUAAAUCCACUCCCACUCUCCCCUUAAACACCACAACCAUCACCCAGUCUGGGGAAGGGGGGAGAAACUAGACGAUGUGCCACUCUGCCAGCCCUCAAAACAUCAAUCCUAACCCCCCCCCCCCCGGUGUGACCGCGCCCCAAACAAACUCCUGGCUGGAGGACGCUCUCGUCUAAGAAAAAGAAAAGACGUUUUCCCCCUUUUCCUCCUCCAAUGAACACGUUAACCUGACAUCUGAAAUGAAUGUUCUGUGUAAUUGAAAUAUACAGGUAUUCCUUUCAUUCCCCUCCCUCCCCCCCCCCCCCCCGCACACGAGUGAAUACAAAGGAGUGUGUGUUUCUGUGAGUGUGUGUGGUGAUGAGUCUGAGAGGGGUGUAUCAUCCACGGCUGAUUCGGGGUCUCAACAGCAUGUUUUUAAGUUUGGCUCGUGAAGGCAGUCGUCGAAGAGUACAUCAGCAGACGGCAAAAAAGAAAAGUGUUGGCCAUCAGGACCAAAAGGAAGCACAUCCUGUAUAGUUUACUGCUGCAACACAAACCCUGACGAGAACACAUAAUAUACCUACAUGAGUGUAAACACCCUUCAGAUCACAGCAUUUGGGAAGUGUUUGGUGCUGUUCCUGAUGCUCCAGGUGUAACACAAUGACACUUCAACACGGUCUCUGCCUGACUCGUUCUGUCUUGCCUUUUCUUACCAAACCAGAUAACCAGUCUCCUUUUUGAUAUGCGACUCCCCCCCCCCCCUGCCACGGUAUCCCUUAUUAGUUUUAUAUUUAAAUGUAUUGGAUUGCUGGACGAGUGGUUUCAAAACCCACUCUCGUGUUGUACAAUGGACGCUUAAGGAAGCCAGGUAAGGUUCAUUCAGGUUUCUCAAAGAAAUGGUUCCUCAAAACGUGCUGCUUUCCACUUCCUUGAAUUACUUCAAGUGGCUUUUCUUGAAUUAUUUCAAGACAUAACCAAAGUUUACUCCGUUGGUUUGAAGAAGAGACUGACCAAACCUAGUUUUUGUUAUGUUGGGAGUUACUCAUGGGAGACGCUGUGGCGCAAUGUGGGACGACAACAUGACGCAAAAAAUAACCCGCAGGUGACUGAAGUGCUGUUUAAGUGUUGGAGGAAAGUUCAGUUCUGUAAAGUGUAGUGACAUGGGUAAAGCUCUAGUUGACUUUCACCAACAUGUUGAGGGAAGUACUGGAAGUUGAAUAGCACUUGAAGAGUAGAGUCCCCCCUCCCCCCCAUCCCAAACCCCUCCAGUGUUUUAGUGCCAGAGUUUGAAAGUGUAAGUUUUAGACCCUGCUGUAAAUAUGCAUCUCUUUCUUUCUUUUCUUUUUUUUUUUUUUUUCAUCUGACAACCUGCAAAUGCAAAUAAAUCUGAACAUGUAUACAAUGACCUGAGAAUGGAGCAGUUUGAGUCCCUACAUCACUGUAUAUAUUUUUAUGUCCUUAUGUAGAAGACUAGUAUUUGAAAAUAUUUGUGUAAAUAAACAGGUGUUUUAUUUA